AUGGCAAAAUUCCAGCUUAGGUGGGGCAUUCUUGCUACAGGUGGUAUCGCGGAGACUUUUGGUCGGGACAUCCUCCUUAACCCUGUCACCAGAGGCAUCCACGACAUUGAGCAUGUCAUCGUUGCCGCCGCGGCAUCGUCUUCGCAAUCGAGAGCCCGCACUUUUCUCGACAAGAUUGGUGCACCAAGCUCCGCGGUUGCUUAUGGCUCGUAUCAAGAACUCACUCAAAAUCCGGACGUCGACAUCAUCUACAUAUCGACGCCGCAUAGCCAUCACUAUCAACACUGCAUGCUAUGUCUCGAAGCCGGAAAGAAUGUUCUCUGUGAGAAAGCCUUCACGACCAACGCUGAGCAAUUGAAAUUGGUCAUUCGAAAGGCGAGGGAGAAGAAGGUCUUUCUGAUGGAAGCCGUAGCACUCGAAGGCAUGGACAAGAUUAAUUCCGGCGUGAUCGGGACUGUCUACCGUACCUUUGCCGACCUAAGUAUGCUAUCAACUCCUGAAUCGCUCCCGGACACGCACCGGCUAGUGAGUCCUAAACUAGCAGGUGGUGUAUUGUUAGAUACUGGCAUCUACGCUUUGACCUGGAUCUUUCAGACCUUGUUCACUACACAAGAGAACCCGGCACCCCCUACUGUUUUGAGUACUUUGCGCAAAUACCGACUUGGUACGGACGAGCAAGUUGCGGUGCUAUUGACCUUCCCAAGAGAAGUUGACGGAGACGCUCAUGGUAUUGCAACAGCAAGCGUUCGCACAUCCACAGAUCCAGAUGGCAGGGGUACAGCGGGACCAGCAGUGCGAAUCCAAGGCUCGAAGGGGGAAAUCCAAGUCACACAUCCUGCAUUCCGCCCUACCCACACCAAAAUCAUUUUCACUGACGGUAAAGUCGAGGAAAAGGAGUGGCCACAGCCGGGCCCCGGACUGGGAAGUGGCUGGUAUAAUGGGUUUCGCAAUGAAGCCGGGGGUGUUCUCAAUCAAGAGGGUGAGGGCCACGGCAUGUUCUGGGAGGCCGAUGAGUGCGCUUUCGCACUCAGAGACGGUCGGAAGGAGAGCCAACACCAGAGUCUGGCAGAGAGCUUGCUCGUCAUGCAAGUUAUGGACCAGGUGAGGGCGCAGAAUAACAUUCUGUUCCCGGACGAGAUCGAGACCACAGAUUAUCCAAUAGCGAUAUAA
Messenger RNA from Exophiala bonariae, 1170 nucleotides. RefSeq lists its product as uncharacterized. Gene Ontology annotation, molecular function: nucleotide binding. The record is from RefSeq and is a predicted model, not a curated record. The transcript is spliced from 3 exons. Lineage: Eukaryota; Fungi; Ascomycota; Eurotiomycetes; Chaetothyriales; Herpotrichiellaceae. The coding region runs from base 1 to 1170 and encodes 389 amino acids.